This is a messenger RNA of Pomacea canaliculata, 1981 nucleotides long. Its product is annotated as mammalian ependymin-related protein 1-like. Lineage: Eukaryota; Metazoa; Mollusca; Gastropoda; Architaenioglossa; Ampullariidae. Bases 69 to 695 code for a protein of 208 amino acids. Gene Ontology annotation, biological process: cell-matrix adhesion. Gene Ontology annotation, molecular function: calcium ion binding. Gene Ontology annotation, cellular component: lysosome; extracellular region. The transcript has 4 exons. The record is from RefSeq and is a predicted model, not a curated record.
CUGUCAGUCUCUGCCACUGGCUCUCGCGUGUCCUCGUCGUCACCCUGGUCACUCGACUCGUCUGCAAGAUGGUGCACGUGUCUGUGGUGGUCCUGGCCCUUUGUGUCAGUUGUGUGCUUGCGCAGCCCUUUCCCUGCGUCACGCCGACCCAGCUAACGACUCGUGCCAGCCAGUACGACCAUCUCGAUGACGUCAUCAACCGCUACGUCGUCGUCUACGACGCCGUCAAUCAGCGACGAGCCAUCUUCGAAGAGCAAAACGUCGUAAAUCCAGGCAGACAGUUCCGAGAGUACCUCAUCCUCAACAACCUCAACGUCCUGUACGAGAUCAACUUGACAUUGAAGACAUGUCGGCGCUCGGUCCCUCAGCCCUGGCGCCCCUACGGCAUCCCUCCCAACGCCACGUUUGAGACAGAAUACUACAUCGGAGGUCCAGGAGAGCAGCUCCUUGCCCAGGAGUGGUCAGACCGCAUUCCCUACAGGCAGCGCGAAUACUGGAUAGGGGCCUUCAGCGUCCUCAACUGCUACCCAAUCCGCGAAGUCAUCAUCGCCAACGGACAGGUCAACUCCACCGUCAGCACCAAUUUCUAUGACACCGUGGAGGGCAUCUUAAACCCAGAUGACUUCCUGCCACCCGCCGAGUGCCAGAAUGCUACAUGGGUGAAGCCCGAUAUGAUAAAGGUCCCCCGGCUGUAGGCCUUGAUUUGUCAACUCACCACGCUCUCGUUAACCCUCGUCAUUGCGAUGACCAUCAGAUCAAGUUCACCUUUAAUCUUUGGACUGCCGAUGAACUAAAAGAUUAGACUGUAGAUUAAGCAAAACUCUUUUUCGUCUCAGUUUUGAAAUUUAAUCGUAGCCGAUUAAACGACGUUUUCAGAAAUAAUGCCUAUGGAAGGAGGGGGAAGAGAAAUGGUUUUCUUUAAUUAGCUUUCCGGGGAACUUUAUAUCUAAUUUUAAAUGAAAUGCAUUUUCUGCAUGUAACUCCAACCCGAUUUUAAAAUUUACCCAACUGCAAACCGGCGCCUCGUUUUCCCCGUCUCAGCUAGUGAGCUAGCUGAAACUUUAUUUCCAGAAAGAUAGACUAAAGAGGCUGGACAUUUUUUUUUUUUUUCCUUUCCGGAGACAAUAUCUCCGAGUCUCACGAGUCUUUCAGAUGUUAAAGCAAAACCAGCGGCUUUUUGGCUUAAACAUUACAAAACAUGCUCUGCCAACUGCUAAGGCAAUUUAAUUUCGGUUUUCUGUUUGUUUUAAUCGAAUACGAGCUCAGAAGCUUUCUCUGUGAUAGAGUUGAUCAAUUGUGCCAAAAGAAACGAGUGUCAGAAAGAUACUCUAAACCACCCUCGUCUCUCAUUCGGUCAAGAUGUACCCACCAGCACCCUUUCCUUUGCGCGUGUGUGCUUUUUUUUUUUUCUUCAAUGUGUACAGUUUAUCUUAAUAUUUCUUUAAUGUGAUGAAAUUGUACAUUUGUACAUCAAAAACAGUGCCUCUUGUCACCUUGUUUGAGAAUUUCGCUGAUUACUGUUACCCUAGUUACCUUUUGUACUUAUUUGUGUUUCUCCCGCGUGACGUGAAGAGUGGAUCCAAGUCCGUUAACUCUUGCUCCUUGCCCGGAACCUGUGCAAUACUCACGAUGUCGCUUUAGUCCCGGAGGCUCUGGAUGCGUCUGUCAGAUGGCGCACAAGUGUCAUACGGACGGAGCCACAGUCUGUGUGUCUGUGUAUGUGUGUGAAUGUGGAGUCACUCGUGUGUUAUUGGCGUUUUUUGUGAGAAUGAUACGACUGUUUUCUGUUUUUGCUUUUUUUUUUUUAAAAAAAACAAAAGCGAGCAUAUCUCGUUUAUAUAUCGAUCACAACAUAAUCCCCAUUUGCACAUUUUGUAGCUUUUGAAUUACUGUACUGUUUGUGAAUAGCAGGUUUGAGAAGGUGAGAUGUAUUGAGUACGUGAACACAUAACUUUGUACUGCUAAUUAAAAAAAAAGUUUC